AAUGCAGAGGGAAGAGCUCAAAGACCCUGUGUUGUGUGCCAGUAGAUGAAAACUACUUGUGUAGGUAGACAGCAUGAAAAUACACGCUUGCGUACAUACAGACCUAUACAUCUGCAUAGACUUUGUGUGGAUGUUGUUUUCGACACAUAGGAGGAUUAGAUAAAGACUUAGAUAUAGAUGAAAAAGAUACACGUGUUGCUAUGUAUAUGGAUUCACGUAUAAGGUGCUUGAGUGUUAUAGAGGAGGAAAUUAUUCAAUGUAAAAGGUGUCUACAUGCUAUCUUGGUAUGUCUUCUUACAAACUGUAAAUACAUGCUAUACUAAAACUAGGACAUUUAGUAGUUUCAGUAAACGUGCACGCAACAGGGUAGACUUGUAGCUUUGGUGACACUGUUUUGUGCAUCACUGUGCAAAUUAAUGAAGAUACCAACUAUUUCUAUAUUGGAAGAUUCUCGGAGAGAGGUAACUCAGAGUUGAAAUCUUCUGACUACUCUGUGUGGGUCUUUGUUACAACUCCACCAAUUGUCAGGAGAAAAAUUGAUUAAUAUUCCUGCAUGGCCAGUGUUGUCAUAUUAACUGAACAGAUUUGUGAAGGAUCGUCGUAAAUUAAGGGUAGAACUGAUGCUCUCAGUUUGAUACAGCUCAGUCGUGUACAGUGUACCAUGUUAGAGUCUGAUUAAUACAAGCCAUGGAACAACUGAGACAACCAUAAUUAGUAAUUAGCAGCAUUUUAUUGUUUAUUGAAUCAAAUUUACCUCUUCACUAGGAUGGAUAGUGUUUAAGUUACUGUUCCUUCUUUUGCCAUUUUCCAUGGGAGGCACAAUGUGUUUCAAGAAGUUAACAUGAAGUACGAAAAAUAAUUGUUUUGUCUCUGCCACCUUUAUAUUGCCUACAGGGGCAUCAGGAAGGUUUGACAGGUCUGUUGCCUCACCUGUAACAGACACUAGAACAGAGAGUGUGACUCAGUUUCCCUUAGGAUUGUGCCGUACUGCAGGCCCUUACCAGCAGUGUCAUUGUUAUGGUGUCUGCUCGGCAGGUGAAGCAGAUGCACAGUGUGUGUAUUUGUGAAGGCAACAGGCUUCUGCUGUGCUGACCUUGUCCCUGAGGUUCUUCAGCAAAAGCACUUGUGAGCUUGAAAGAGGGAAGUUUAUCCAGUUCGUGGAAUGAAAAGUAUAAUUCUCUGCAGAAAACACCCAUUUGGAAGAGCAAGAAUGCUGGUUCUGCAGUGGAAAUGCCCUUCAGAAAUUCAAAACGGAGUCGACUCUUCUGUGAAGAUGAUGACAGACAAAUAAACACAAGGUCUCCCAAAAGAAAUCAGAAGGUUGCGAUGGUUGCACAGAAGUUUAAUACAACAAUGCCAACACCAGACAAGAAAGUAUCACAGAAGAUUGGUUUACGGCUUCGUAACCUGCUCAAACUUCCCAAAGCUCACAAGUGGUGCAUAUACGAAUGGUUCUAUUCAAAUAUAGAUAAACCACUAUUUGAAGGAGAUAAUGACUUCUGUAUAUGCCUGAAAGAAUCCUUUCCAACUUUGAAAACCAGAAAAUUGACAAGAGUAGAAUGGGGGAAAAUCAGACGAUUAAUGGGAAAACCACGGAGGUGUUCCUCUGCAUUCUUUGAGGAAGAAAGAUCAGCAUUAAAACAGAAACGGCAGAAAAUAAGGCUUUUGCAGCAGCGGAAAGUUGCAGAUAUUUCACAGUUCAAAGAUCUUCCAGAAGAAAUUCCAUUACCGCUGGUAAUAGGAACAAAAGUUACAGCACGUUUGCGAGGUGUCCAUGAUGGGCUAUUCACUGGACAGAUAGACGCUGUAGACACUCUUAAUGCUACGUACAGAGUGACUUUUGACAGGGCAGGUCUUGGAACACACACAAUCCCAGAUUAUGAAGUUCUUAGUAAUGAGCCUCAUGAAACCAUGCCAAUCGCUGCCUUUGGACAGAAGCAACGGCCUUCGAGGUUCUUUAUGACCCCUCCCCGAUUGCCUUAUACACCUUCGCUCCAGUCUCCAAUUACAGAUAGUGAUCCUUUAUUAGGACAAUCUUCGUGGAAAAGCAAAAUUUCAGGCACAGAUAGUGAAACACUAGGCGGCUUCCCAGUAGAAUUCCUCAUUCAAGUGACCAGGUUAUCGAAAAUCCUUAUGAUCAAGAAGGAACACAUCAAACAAUUGAGAGAGAUGAAUACAGAAGCAGAAAAGCUGAAAUCCUAUUCUAUGCCAAUAGGCAUUGAGUUUCAGAGAAGAUACGCAACUAUCGUCCUAGAUCUAGAACAACUAAACAAAGACUUAAAUAAAGUUUUGCAUAAAGUUCAACAGUAUUGUUAUGAGCUUGCUCCUGACCAAGGCCUCCAGCCUGCAGACCAGCCGACAGAUCUGAGGCGUAGGUGUGAAGAGGAGGCUCAGGAGAUCGUCAGGCAAGCAAAUACCUCAACAACGGGACAGCUUUGUGUUGAAAGUGAAAAUUUAACUGACCUUAUCUCUAGGCUUACAGCAAUAUUACUGCAGAUUAAGUGUCUAGCAGAAGGAGGUGACCUGAAUUCAUUUGAGUUUAAAUCACUAACAGAUUCAUUAAAUGACAUUAAGAAUUCAAUAGACUCCUCAAAUAUCAGUUGUUUUCAGAAUAAUGUUGAGAUCCAUGUUGCACAUAUUCAGAGUGGUCUGAGCCAGAUGGGGAAUUUACACGCUUUUGCAGCUAAUAACACCAACAGAGACUGAACAUUUUCUUCCAAGUGUACAGCAAGUAAUUCUGGAAAAUCCUCUUCCUUUAUGUGGGCUUCACCAAAUAUCCUAACUGCCAGAAGAUAAGGAAAAAGAAAACCUCUCAGAAAGGACCCUUUAAAAUAUAUUCUAUCUGCUUCUUAAGAAAACCAGCAUUACUGGCCAGCGUUACAUUAGAUUUCUCCAUUUGUUAUUCACAUACCGUAGUUUUGCUAACUGGUAAUCUCUUAGUAAUUGCAUUUAUUAUAAUAAACUUGAAGACAUGCUUUCAUAUAAUUUGAACUUAGUUUUUAAAAGUUCAGAUGAAUUCUGCACACCUCUUGCUGUUGGCUCUCCUGGUAUGUUGGAAGUGAUGAAGAGGAAAUGGCUCGAAUUGGUAGCUGCACGGCCGGUCUUUGUUGUGUAAAGCUGCGCUUCAGUGUUGCCACUGGCCAUUCCAGCUUUCAGGUAGGGUGGUGACAAGGCAGGCGGAGUGUUCCUGACCUAAAGAAGCAGCAGAAGGAUGGGACAGCAAGCAGAAGCUGUAAACUUGACGAUGUUGGGCAGGUCUAGUGAUCAGUCAGUGUCUCGUCGGAACUUUUAAUUUAUCGUAACUUAUAGAAGGAGUCUAAUGAAGGAAUAUUAAAAUGUAACUGGUAACUGUCCAGAAAGAGAUUGGUUCUGGCUUUUUUUCCCCUUCACACGGGGCAAAAGAAGCACUUUAGUUGGUGUUUUAUAUAAACGACUGGUUAAACUUAUUGUUUUUCCAAAUUUUUGUUUGUUUUGCACAACUUUUAAAUUAGAUUACUGGUUAUCCAACAAUACCCAACAUGUAUAAAUACGAACAUUUUUAUAAUUAAAGAUAACCAGUGAGGUAAACUGCAAAAAUAAAAAGUGACAACCUGCCUAUGAGUACCUUUUGGAAUGUUAAUCUUGUAAAAAGUGUGUAUUGGUUUGUUUAAAUAGUCUUGUAAAGCUUCUGUGUAAUGAAUUGUUUCCAGAUAUGAAUUUUCAGAGAUAGCUGUAGAGAUGUUUUUGAUUCUUUUAGAUGCCUCAUUAAAUGAGGUCUUUUAUAUGUUAAUGUAUAAAGAAUAUGUAAACAGGAUUAUUUUCAAUUUUCAAAUUUUGUAUAGUUUAAAGAUGCUUCUGUAUUCUGUGUUGGUAUUGUGCCACUGCAAAACUUUAGUGCAGAGUUUAUAUUUAGCUAAACUUGUUCUGUUAAUUAAGAGAAAUGCAUAAAUCUUUUAUUCUCAAGGAAAUUUGUAACUGAAUAAAUUGACCUAUGAGAGUUGAUAUAUUUCACAAAAAUGCAAA
Columba livia (rock pigeon) is the source of this 4002-nucleotide messenger RNA. It is a transcript of the gene LIN9, whose product is annotated as lin-9 DREAM MuvB core complex component. The transcript is spliced from 15 exons. Gene Ontology annotation, cellular component: nucleoplasm; transcription repressor complex. NCBI's taxonomy places the organism in Eukaryota, Metazoa, Chordata, Aves, Columbiformes, Columbidae. Gene Ontology annotation, biological process: regulation of cell cycle; regulation of transcription by RNA polymerase II; DNA-templated transcription. The coding region runs from base 1231 to 2706 and encodes 491 amino acids. The record is from RefSeq and is a predicted model, not a curated record. Gene Ontology annotation, molecular function: DNA binding.